UGUAAAGAGGUGAUUGUUUAGUGUCGUGCUAGUGAAAACCGGCAAGCUGUUUGCACCGACGGAAGACAUGUUGACCAUGGAGACGGACCUCAAAGGAGGUAGUUUGCACGGGACUAUGCCUCCUCAUCACGGCCUGCAGUCUUACGGAUCGUUAAGUUCACUGGGACAAAGCCCCAUGCAACAUCUGUCUCAACAUCCGCAUCAGUUGCAUCAACCUCCGCAGAUGCAUCAUCAGUCUCAGAAUCAUCAUCAACAACAACAUCACACGUCCCAACACCAACCCCAACAUAACACCCAAGCGAACAACAAUAAUAACAACAACAGCAAAGUUCAGAAUUCGGACAGGGUGAAAAGGCCUAUGAACGCCUUCAUGGUUUGGUCAAGGGGGCAAAGGCGAAAAAUGGCCCAGGAAAAUCCAAAGAUGCACAAUUCGGAAAUAUCGAAACGGUUAGGGGCCGAAUGGAAAUUGCUCAGCGAAUCGGAAAAGAGACCGUUCAUCGAUGAAGCCAAAAGGCUUCGAGCGGUCCACAUGAAAGAGCAUCCAGAUUACAAGUACAGGCCGAGGCGGAAAACCAAGACACUGCUCAAAAAAGACAAAUAUCCCUUGGGUACGACCGGAUUAAUCCCGAGUGCGGAAUCGGCCAGGUCGGCGGCUUCCGCGGUACAACAGGCUGCGGCCAGAGACAUGUACCAAAUGCCUAACGGAUACAUGCCCAACGGGUACAUGAUGCCCGAUCCGACGUCGUACCAACAACAUACAGCGUACAGUGGUGCAAAUUACGCCCGAUACGAUAUGGGACAGAUGCAGCAUAGUGCUUACAUGAACGGUAGUUACGGAGGUUACGGUGCGACCGUGCCCAGCAGUGCAGGAUCUCCGUAUAGUAUGCAGCAUACAGGAUCAUCGCAUAGUCCAUCAGGAUCGAGUAUAAAGUCCGAACCGGUGUCACCCAGUUCGGGACUUCACACCCCGACUCCCGGCGGCGUGAAAAGGGAAUAUGGCAACGGACAGCAACCGCCACAACAAGGUGACCUGCGACAAAUGAUCUCGAUGUACCUGCCGCCCGACGGGAGUCAACAGAUGCACCACUACAACCCGUCACCCGAUCCACUAGGACCUGGAUCCUUGGCGCCGUUAGCGCACAUGUGAGAGCCGCUGUUUGCGGCACCGGACUUAGAUGUGCCGCCCCUGUGAAGUGUUUUUUUUUGUAAAUAGGGAUUUUUGAAAAUUGCUUUUGUUUACGAUUCUCGACGCUUUUUCGGUUCCUUCAGCCACUUUCAGUAUUCGAACGUUGUAUAUUUAUAUUAUCGGGUGGAUUUCAUUUUGCAUCUUAUCUCACACUCAUUAACAAGGUCAGUGCAACAAGUACGUGACGAAGGUAUGUAUUGAUAACAAGACUUUUACCCACCUACUACUACCUCUUUUUGUCUGACAAAAAUAUCGUAUAAUUGCUGCACCAUUGGACGCGCAAGUUGCAAAAUGAAAUCUCGCUAACAAAAUCAUUUCAAAUGUUAAUUAUUGUAUACGUCACAUGUAAAUAGACCAUCUUGAUUCGUCUCUUUGUACAUAAAUUAUUAUUAUUAUGAUUAGUGAUUAAUUAUUAUGGACGAUUCACUUUCGUUCGUUGAUUCUUAUACCUUUAGCUUUUAACAUUUCCCGGUUCGUUUCGGCCUGUGAAAUGUUUGAAAUGUUUUGCUCAAUAAUUUCGGUCGUCACUUUCUAAAUUCACCAAAAUACACUCACAUAAUCCUUAGACUGAAUCACAUGUACCUAUAAAUAAAUGCAUUCAGAUCAAGAUUUCCUGCAAAAUCUAGAGAAGAAGUUGUUUGUUUGGUCGAUUAUGGAUUUCUAUUAAAUAACCUUAAAAUUUUGUUAAAAACUAUUUUAAUAUUGUCAUCACCGAGUGCUUAACAGGCAAAAUUUUAAAUUGUACAAUUUAUGUAAAAACAAAUCCCGAAAUCGAUUCAACCGCCGUAACAUUAUUAUACUUUUGUAUUUUGUUGAAUUGUUGUUGUGUGAAAAGACGAGAGAUUUGUUUUUAAAUUACGAUAACUGUGAUGAGCCGUUUAAUCAGAAUUUAAAAUAAAAAAGGAAAAAAUGAAGAUGAUGAUGUGAGAAUCACUGCUUUGUAUAUAUAAAUUUAAGUUUUUCAAUGUACAGUGUGUUUCCUUUAGUCAUUGGAAUGAAAAAUGUGA
Agrilus planipennis (emerald ash borer) is the source of this 2193-nucleotide messenger RNA. Its product is annotated as transcription factor Sox-3-like. NCBI's taxonomy places the organism in Eukaryota, Metazoa, Arthropoda, Insecta, Coleoptera, Buprestidae. Bases 68 to 1147 code for a protein of 359 amino acids. The record is from RefSeq and is a predicted model, not a curated record. The transcript has a single exon. Gene Ontology annotation, biological process: anatomical structure morphogenesis; regulation of DNA-templated transcription; cell differentiation. Gene Ontology annotation, molecular function: DNA-binding transcription factor activity, RNA polymerase II-specific; RNA polymerase II cis-regulatory region sequence-specific DNA binding.